Molecule: messenger RNA, 4404 nt
Organism: Aspergillus nomiae NRRL 13137
Lineage: Eukaryota; Fungi; Ascomycota; Eurotiomycetes; Eurotiales; Aspergillaceae
Product: DDT domain protein
Exons: 11
Coding region: 1-4404 (1467 amino acids)
Molecular function (GO): hexosyltransferase activity
Source: RefSeq, a predicted model, not a curated record
AUGGCUGACCUAUACCCUUCUCUGGCGCAAUGCGCCAUCGUUGCUACAGCCUUCAAGGUUCUCCUUUUCCCCGCAUAUAAAUCGACCGACUUCGAGGUUCACCGGAACUGGCUUGCAAUCACCCAUUCAUUACCUGUCAAGGAAUGGUACUACGAGAAAACAUCAGAAUGGACACUCGACUAUCCCCCUUUUUUCGCAGCAUUUGAGUGGCUAUUGUCGCAAGCGGCGCAGUAUGCGGACCCUGCGAUGUUGAUCGUCAAGAAUCUCAAUUAUGAUUCCUGGCAGACAAUCUACUUUCAGCGAGCAACUGUUAUUCUUAGUGAACUCGUUCUCAUCUUCGCAUUGAAUUGCUUCAUCAAAUCUGCGCCUCAGUCUAAUAAGCAACUUGCGCAUAUUGCCAGCCUCUCAAUUCUGUUGUCGCCCGGUCUGCUGAUCAUCGACCACAUCCAUUUCCAGUAUAACGGAUUUAUGUACGGGGUACUGAUCCUGUCUAUCGUACUUGCACGAAAGCAGUCGACGCUCCUCUACAGUGGUAUCACUUUUGCCAUUUUGCUCUGCAUGAAACAUAUUCAUCUCUAUCUCUCGUUGGCCUACUUUGUCUACCUGCUGAGAACUUAUUGUCUUGACCCUAAGUCGGUCUUUCGACCCAGAUUUGGAAAUAUUAUCAAGCUUGGUCUGGGUGUCAUCAGUGUCUUUGGCGUAGCAUUCGGUCCAUUCGUCUAUUGGAAUCAGUUGUUCCAACUGAAAGAUCGACUCUUCCCGUUCUCAAGGGGUCUGUGCCAUGCCUACUGGGCGCCUAACAUCUGGGCAAUGUAUUCCUUUGCUGAUCGUGUCCUCAUUUUACUUGCCCCACGUUUGGGUCUUUCUAUUAACCAGGAGGCCCUAACGAGUGUUACGCGGGGUCUUGUCGGAGAUACCUCGUUUGCUGUUCUUCCAGAGGUGACUAAGGAACACACUUUUGCGCUUACUUUUCUGUUUCAGCUGCUUCCGUUGAUCAAACUGUGGCGGAGCCCUGGCGAUUGGGACGUAUUUGUUGGUGCCAUUACGCUGUGCGGAUAUGCUUCAUUCCUAUUCGGCUGGCAUGUUCAUGAAAAAGCCGUCCUCCUGAUCAUCAUACCUUUCAGUCUCAUAGCCCUCAGAGACAGGCGGUACUUUAGCGCGUUCAGGUCUCUUGCGAUAGCUGGGCAUGUCUCGCUCUUCCCCUUACUGUUUACUGCGGCCGAGUUCCCUAUCAAGACCGUAUACACCGUCUUUUGGUUGGUCUUAUUCCUGUUUGUAUUUGAGCAGGUAGCACCAGUUCCCGAACGACCACGGAUCUUCCCGAUUGUCGACCGCUUCUCCUUGCUAUACCUGGCAGUGGCCAUUCCACUGAUCAUCUACUGCUCACUUGUACACCAGUUGAUUUUUGGACUGGAACGGUACGAGUUCUUGCCCUUGAUGUUCAUGAGCAGCUAUUCCGCCUUGGGCGUGGUUUGGGUCAUCCCGGAGACCAACGAAGUCUUCACUCAGUAUGAACCGUACCUUCAGCGAAUGGACUUCUACAAACAGAGAAGAUUUAUCUGCGAGAUUACAGGCCAUUCAGGCUUGACAUUCUUCGAAGCGCUUAGGUCGGAACUGGAGGAAUCGCGGGAAGUUAAUAACACGUUCCCUGACGCUUUGAAGGAGCCCAUCCUGCGAAGGAUUCAAUUCUCCACUGUAUCGCGGGUCGACAACCUUGUGGAUGAGAUUUAUGAAGAAUUUAAGCAGGACUUUUACCCUGGGGAGCCCGUUUUGAUAUUGCUGGAUGACAACACACGCCUCCAUGGUAUGAUCAGAGACAAGGCCAAUUUCGCAGAACAACUGUAUCCGGAUGGCACCGUUAAAUCUCCAGCAUACGCGACAUAUCUCGUAAAAGUGCUAGAUCGUCCGAAUGAGGAAGCUCUAUUGGACCAAGAGCACAUUACUCGAGAUCGAAAAACCUUCACGAAACAAAUGUUGCGUGCUUUCAUCAAGAACAAUGUAACGCGGGAGUCUUGGAACGGCGCUCCUUGGCUAGUGAAAUCAUCGAUUGCGGAAGAAUACAGAAUUCCCACGGAGGUACCGAAACAUCUGCAAUACGGAGCUAAGGUGGCAGAAAAGAAGGCGAUGAAGAAGGCAGACCAAGAGGGUUUCUUCGGGUUUUUCGCAUCACAGCAACUCCCUGAAUUGAAACCCGCCGUGAAGGGCCAAAAAUCCAAACUUUCCCAACAGGAUUUGGCGCGGUCCAAGGAGGCGCAGUUCCUCGAGUAUCAAAGAUCUCUCAAUGGCAACCCGACUUUCGUUGUCAGCAACAAAACCACUGGAGCCGCUCGUUCGUCCAAAUCUCAGGAGACUGACAAGAAAUCGCAGACUGCUACUGCAGUUGUCGUCAAAACUGAAACCCCUAGACCGCCGUCACCUCCUCCAAUCAAAUAUCCUAUCGAGGAUCUAGAUAUCGCACCGGACCGCGAAAAGAAAAAGCAAAGGCCAGCUUUGAAGUUCUUGAAAGUCAACGAGUCAGACAGUCCUGAUGAUGAAGACUUGCUACAUGAUAAUAUCGACAUGAAGUCAGUGGGAUUGCUUCUCGAGACGUGGAAUACUCUCAACGUGUACUGUGAAGUCUUCCAGUUGGACUCGUUUACCUUCGAUGAUUUUCUCCAGGCCAUGCGCUUUUCAUCCGAGGAGGUAGACUGUGAACUCUUCGUUGAGAUGCAUUGUGCUGUUUUGAAGAAGCUGGUUAAUUCAGAGAAGGAUGAGAAUGGCGCUGUGCAGAUCUCGCUUCCCGAUCUUCCGGUAGAGGAAUCUGAUUCCGACGAAGAGGAUGAAGAAGAGGAAGAGGAAGAAAGCCCUGAGCCCGAACCGGUGGUGACUAGAAUGACUACUCGGAGUAGCCUGGCCAAGGCAGAAGCGGAAACCCUGAAAGCACAAGCUAAUCGCAGCCGCUCUAAUUCAGUAGAGGUCAAAAUCCAUCGGGCUGCCGAGAUGUUUGGAGACUAUGGCUGGAUAGAUCGUCUCCGGAAGCGAGACUUCCGCAACGGUGGUUGGGAGUUAGUCAUGGUUGGCUUACUGCACCAACUAUCCGCUCGUCCACGGAUGGAGAAGGUCUGUAACGAUAUACUCAAGCAUUUGGCUCCUCUCGAUGCGGAGCCGACCCAAGAUACUGUCCAGCGCCAGUAUGCUACCCUCGAUAUCAACCUGCGCGCUGAAGCCCUCCAAAUCAUAUGCAUGCUCAGUCUGGAGACCAAAGCUAUUCGAAAUUAUCUGGAGGAGUGCAGUAAUCAAAUGACCGAGUUCCGCAAGGAGAAGAUCGAAUAUCAAAAGGCUCGCAAAGCAGGACUCGAAGAACUUCGACGGUUACACCAAGAACGGAAAGCACUCCAACCCGAGCCAGAAAAGUCACCCUCGCCAGCGCCAGAAUUGGAAGCACUGGAAGACUCCAAGAUGACUGGAGUUGACGGGGAGUCUGAUCAAGUCGCAGAUUCCGAAGAGGAAGAGGAAGCUCCUCAGCGGUCGCUGCGUGGAGGACUGGAUAGAGUUCUUGAGAGGAAACGAAAGCAAGAAGAAGAACAGAAACGAAAGGAACAGUUAGCCAAACAGCCGAAGGGCACGAAGCAAUAUCAGAGGGUGCUGAAGAAGAUCGACGACCAAAAAGCGAACAUCGAGAAGCUCGAAGAGAAGAUCGACGUGGUGGACAACGAUUUGAGAGAAGCCGAUUGCCCCCGAACCAGGUGUCUUGGAAAGGACAGGUUUUGUAACCGAUACUGGUGGUUCGAGCGAAAUGCAAUGCCGUACGGGGGUAUGCCGAACAGUUCAACAGCAGAGGCUCAGUUUGCCAAUGCCCGCUUAUGGGUCCAAGGACCCGACGAAAUGGAGCGUGUAGGGUUCAUUGACGUGCCUGACGAUCAGAAGAAGCAAUACCAGAAAGAAUUCCAUACAACUCCAGCGGAUCGCAAGAAGGCCGAAGAAGGACCCACCAGGCUCUCGAACGCGGAUGAAUGGGGCUACUACGAUGACCCUGAUGCUGUGGACAAACUUAUUGAUUGGCUUGACUCGCGGGGUAAUCGAGAAUUGAGAUUACGCAAAGAGCUGCUGCUUCAGCGUGACCACAUUGUCAAGUACAUGAAGUUCCGUAUGGAAUACCUUGCGCAGACGGCCGAGAGGGCUGAAUCGGAGGAGAUGCCCACGAAGCGAAUGACGACCAGAAACAAGACCUACGUGGACGACCACAAGCACCGUUGUCUGAGCUGGCAUAACACGACAGCCAUGUCUGAGAACGGACAUCUUCAUGUAGAUGCAUCGCGACCAACCAAGCGAGCCAAGAGGGCUACUGACGACCCCAAAGAGAUCAAGGCGGUUAAUCGCCAGGGCAAACCCUUGACAAGGCAAGGCUCCCGUUACCACUUCUAG